CCUGCGGCCCGUGUUCCGGGCGCGGGGCAUGACGGAGUCGCUGCACACCUGGCAGGACCAUGGCUGCUUAGCGACCUACAUCAGCGCGAGCGGCAGCUUCGCCAACUUGAGAAUUUACCCGCAUGGCUUGGUGUCGCUGGACCUUCAGAGCUACGGCGGCGAUGCGCAAGCCACGGAGGUGGACGGUCUUCUGAACGAAGUAGAGGAAAGAAUGAAAGACCUGAGUCGGGGCAGCCCUGGGAGGGCGAAGCGCUUGCCACCCAUAGUUCGAGGAGGGGCCAUCGACCGGUACUGGCCCACGGCCGACGGCCGCCUGGUGGAGUACGACAUCGACGAGGUGGUGUAUGAUGAGGACUCGCCCUAUCAGAACAUUAAGAUCCUGCACUCGAAGCAGUACGGGAAUAUUCUCAUCCUGAGCGGGGACAUCAACCUGGCGGAGAGCGAUUGGGUCUACACCCAUGCCAUCAUGGGCAGCGGCAGAGAGGAUUACGCUGGCAAAGACGUGCUGAUCCUGGGAGGCGGGGAUGGAGGCGUCUUAUGCGAAAUAGUCAAACUGAAGCCCAGGAUGGCCACAAUGGUCGAGAUUGACCAGAUGGUGAUCGACGGGUGUAAGAAACACAUGCGGAAAACGUGCGGCGACGUCCUGGACCAGCUGACGGGAGACUGCUACCAGGUUCUGGUGGAGGACUGCGUUCCGGUGCUGAAGAGGUACGCCGCCGAGGGCAGAGCGUUUGACUAUGUGAUCAACGACCUGACGGCGGUUCCCAUCUCCACGGCCCCGGAGCAGGACUCCACGUGGGAGUUCCUCAGGCUGAUCCUGGACCUGUCCAUGAGGGUCCUGAAGCAGAACGGGAAGUACUUCACGCAGGGAAACGGUGUCAACCUGACGGAAGCCCUUUCACUCUACGAACAGCAGCUUGGAUGCCUCUACUGCCCGGUGGAAUUCUCCAAGGAAGUGGUCUGUGUCCCUUCAUACUUGGAGCUGUGGGUAUUUUACACCGUUUGGAAGAAAGCUCAGCCUUGAAGAUCAGUAUGCCCUAAUCCUGAAUGUUGCAGAUAGCCUUCCUGACCUGCACAGGCUGCACAUGCCAUGGAAUGGAGUCAGGCGGUUGCUGGUGAAUUUCUUCAAGUGUUUUGGGGUUUUUUUUGGUCUAAUAAUUACUUUUAAUUUAAAAAAGCAAAUGGAAAAUGUAUGUUUUUAUGAGCUAGGGUGCUUUUGUUUAUGAAAGCCAGCUGAAGAUAAUGAGACAGCUUGAAGAAGGCUGCUCAAUGAACCCCUAGAAUGUGAUUUUGUUACUCUUUAAAAAUGUAUGGGCUUUUCUUGUGUUUUUUUGUUUUGUUAGACUUUGAAUUUGAUUGUUUGGAGGAAUGAAUAUCAUUGUUUUGUUCUGGAGGAAAGUCUCUAUGAUGUUCCCCCAAAAGUUAACUUAGAUAUUAAAAUUUGGUGCUUAUGCCCA
This is a messenger RNA of Myotis brandtii (Brandt's bat), 1457 nucleotides long. Its product is annotated as spermine synthase. Gene Ontology annotation, biological process: spermine biosynthetic process. Gene Ontology annotation, molecular function: spermine synthase activity. The record is from RefSeq and is a predicted model, not a curated record. The coding region runs from base 29 to 1024 and encodes 331 amino acids. NCBI's taxonomy places the organism in Eukaryota, Metazoa, Chordata, Mammalia, Chiroptera, Vespertilionidae. The transcript has a single exon.